AUGCUCAGCACUAUCGAUACUCUAAGUUGCGCUGCGGGCAGCUUGAACGGGUGCGAUAGAGUAAGCUCUGCAUUGCGCAGGGCUAGGUAUAGCGCGCGCGGGUGUGAUUAUACGAAACCGUUAGUAAUUGUUCGCCGCUGCAGGUGUAAUAAGAAUAUAGGGUACACUGCGCCGUUCCGCGUCGCCCCGUCAGUACCGCAUUGUCCCGCCGUCACCCAGCCGUUCCGCGUUGCUGCGCCGUUCCGCGUUGCUGCGCCGUUCCGCGUUGCUGCGCCGUUCCGCAUUGCUGCGCCGUUCCGCAUCGGCCCGUCAGUACCGCCCCACGCCAAUCCGCGAGAUAAAUUCACGUCUGUUCCCGCGCAGCUGCGGGAUGACGCAGCGGUUCCGCCGGUUCCGCCUGUAUACGCGCAGGGGAAUGACGCGAAGCUUCCGCUUGAAGCCGCGCAGGCGGAAUGGGUUCCGCGGGUUGAGAAAGUAGCGGUUGAGGGUGGGCAGGGGGGAGGUGAAAAGGGGAUGGAUGUGGCGGAAGAAGGGGGAAGCUCGGGGGAGGGGGGAGGGGGGCCUGAGGGGAAGAGCCUAUGGGGCGUGGGGGAGGCGCAAGAGGUGGGGGAGGGGGGAGAGGUGAAUGAAGAUGGGGAUGGGGAGGAGUAUGAAGUGGUGUGUGUGGGGGAGUGUGUAGGGGAGUAUAGGGGGAAGAGUGAGGGGGAGUGUGAGGGAGGAGAGGAGGAUGAUGUGCAGGAGGUUCCAAUAGAGCUUGACGAAGGGGAGGAGGAGAGGGAGAGAAGGGGAGAUAGUAGGUGGCGGGAUAUUAACGAGUUAUCUGGUGAGAGUGGGAAGGAAGAAGGCUUGACGAUGGAGGGAGGGGAGGGAGGGAGAGGCAGAGAGGAGGGGAAAGACACGGUGGAGAAGGAGAGGGAGAAAGGGGAGGCGGAGGAGAAGGAGAGGGAAAGGGAGAGGGAGAGGGAGGUGGAGAGGGGGGAGGGGGGCAUGAGAAGCGGCAUACUUGCAAGACAUCUGCACAGGCCAUUUGUGUGUCCACAAGCGAAUUGCAAGAAGGCGUUUGCAUCGAAUCACGUGUUACAGAGGCACUUGAUCGUGCACAACCCAAAUGCUCCCAGAGUCCGAUGUUCUCAUCCCCAUUGCUCUCGCACAUUCAAGCGCCGAGACCACAUGUUGUCUCAUGUGAAGAAGCAGCAUUGCGGGGGAAGGGGGAGUGGGUGUGGGGCAAAGAGUGCGCAUGGGGGGAAGAAGGGGAAGAGGGCGCUUGUGGGAGCGGUGAGGAGGCAUGGAGGCGAGAAUAAGGCUGAUGCUGUGAGUGGGGAAGAUGGUACGAGAGGGCAGGAAGAGCAAAGGAGGGGGGAGGAGGAAAAGAGGGGGAAGAAGGACAAGGAGGAAAAAAGGAGGGGGGAGGAGGAAAGGAGGGGGGAGAAGGACGAGGAGGAAAAAAGGAGGGGAGAGGAGGAAAGGAGUGAAGACUGGGAAGGAGAAAGGAACGGGGAGGAGAGGGACGAGGAGGGAGGCGGUGCUGUGAGGGAGGAGGACGAGGAGCAAGCACCCCUUCCAGUUCGUCCCGAGGGGGAGGGCAGCGUGGGGAGUGGGGUGUUGAAUCAGUGUGAGGGAGAGGAGGAGGAUGCGGGUGUGGUAGAUGGUCGAGGUCAAGACGGGAGUAGAGAAGAAGCAGAGGAAGAGGGGAGUAGGGCAGUGGAAAGAGGGGGAUGGGAGGAGGCAGAGGAAGGAAGACGAGGGGAGAGAAAAGAGGGAGGGGGGGCAAGGGAGAGGGCAGAGAAAAUAGGCAAAGGGGAGAGGGAGAGAGAGGGAAUGGAUGGAAACAAGGAGGAAGGUGUGGUGGCUGAGCAAGAGGCUGAGCAAGAGGCGCACAGAGCUCAUGAGGCGCCCCAAACCACGGCGGCGCAGCAAGUGGGAGUGCAGCAAGAGGCACAGACGAGCUAUGAAACGCGUCAACCCAUGACGGAGCAGCAGGAGGAGGAGCAGCAAUUGGGAGUGCAGCAAGAGGCACAGACGAGCUAUGAAACGCGUCAACCCAUGGCGGGGCAACAGGAGGAGGAGCAGCAAGUGGGCGUGCGACAGGAGGAGGUGCGGCAAGAGGAGGUGCGGCAAGAGGCGUUACAGCAAGAGGCACACAGAACUCAUGAGGCGCUUCAAAGCACGGUGGUGCAGCAAGGGGAGGUGCAGAAAGGGGAGGUGCAGCAAGGGGAGGUGCAGCAAGGGGAGGUGCAGCAAGGGGAGGUGCGGCAAGCGACACACACAAGCGUUCAGGAAGGGCGGAAGAGGAGCAGGCGUGAUGCAGGAAAUGAGCCAAGGAGAGAGGCGAUGAGAAGGAGAAGGUGUGUAGGAGGAGGAGAUGAAGGGGAGGCGGCAGGUUCAAAGACAAUGCAUCUGAAAAACCACCUGAGGCAGCAGAAAAGAGGGGAUGGGGUGAGUGGUGGGGAGGGGGUGGGGAUGGUGAGGGAUGGAAGGAGGAGAGGAAGGGAAGUUGCGGUGGGUGAUGGGGUAAGGGUGGGGUUGGUGGAGGAUGGAUUGAGAGGAGGCGUGGUGAGCGGAGGGAGAGGAGAGAGGAUGGUGAAGGAUGAGUGA
Closterium sp. Yama58-4 is the source of this 2595-nucleotide messenger RNA. Lineage: Eukaryota; Viridiplantae; Streptophyta; Zygnematophyceae; Desmidiales; Closteriaceae. The record is from the annotation of a GenBank genome assembly.